AUGACUGUUUCAAACAAGAUUGGUGAUCCAGAAGAGUUAUAUACAAAGCAAGAAAGAAUAGGUAAAGGUUCAUUCGGUGAGGUAUUUAAAGGUAUAAAUAAGAAGACCAACGAAACUAUUGCGAUCAAGAUUAUAGACCUAGAGGAUGCAGAGGAUGAGAUAGAGGAUAUCCAACAGGAGAUCAAUGUGUUGUCUCAAUGUGAGAGUCCAUUCGUCACAAAGUAUCAAGCUUCCUAUCUCAAGGGCACAAAACUGUGGAUCAUUAUGGAGUAUCUGGCGGGUGGUUCUGUGCUCGACUUGAUGAAACCAGGCCCACUGGACGAAUCAUACAUCGCUAUAGUGUUACGCGAGUUGCUCAAGGGCUUGGAGUACCUGCACUCAGAGGGCAAGAUACAUAGAGACAUCAAGGCCGCCAACGUGUUGCUGUCGGCAAAUGGCGACGUCAAGCUGGCGGACUUUGGUGUGAGUGGCCAGCUGACAGAUCAGAUGACCAAGCGAAACACAUUCGUUGGCACCCCAUUCUGGAUGGCACCCGAGGUCAUCAAGCAGACUGGCUAUGAUUCCAAAGCUGAUAUAUGGAGCAUGGGCAUCACCGCGCUGGAGAUGGCCAAGGGUGAGCCUCCCCGUGCCGACCUACAUCCAAUGCGCGCACUAUUCCUCAUCCCAAAGGAUCCUGCCCCAACGUUAGAGGGCAACUUCUCAAAGGCAUUCAAGGAGUUUUGCAGCCUGUGCCUGAACAAGGACCCCAACCUGCGUCCCACCGCAAAGGACUUGCUCAAGAACAGAUUCAUCAAGACCGCCAAGAAGACAAGUUGUCUGACAGAGUUGAUUGAGCGUCGACAAAAGUGGAUCCACUUGAAUGGCGCCUCAGCCGAUGAUGAGGAGGAGACCGACGAGAGACAGAGGACUAUCAUUAAUGACGACGGCGGCUGGGACUUCCCAACAAUCAAGGGACCAAAGACUACCACCCCUGUCAUGCCCGCCGCCAAGCCCGCGGCCUCAGCGACAAAUGUUAAUGGCAAGGUUGACGAGUCGAGGUCGCGUUCCAAUCCCACCACUCCAAGCGCGCCAUCACCUUCAGUCACAUCAAAUGGACGUCCUGCACCCACCAACAACACACCAGUUGCCGCUGCACCUGUGGUGGCAUCCACCACUACACCCGCGCCAGUAUUGGCCACAAGCUCACCGACGCCCGCUGGAAAUGGAGCAUCAUCGGAUAGACAGGUGACCGCCAAUGGGGCACAACACCAGCCCAGAGCCAGCGCACUCACCUCUGUCAUCUAUCCCGUGCUCUCCAAGCUGCUAAAGAGUACACAGGAUGAGAAUGUCGUCAACGCAUUGGCGCAGCUUAAGAUGGCAUUUGACAACGCCGAGAAAACCAAGCCUGGCAUCACUCACAUGAUGAUCGCUCAAGUGAUUGAGACACUCAAGAGAUGA
This is a messenger RNA of Acytostelium subglobosum LB1, 1437 nucleotides long. RefSeq lists its product as hypothetical. NCBI's taxonomy places the organism in Eukaryota, Evosea, Eumycetozoa, Acytosteliales, Acytosteliaceae. Gene Ontology annotation, molecular function: ATP binding; protein kinase activity. The transcript has 2 exons. The record is from RefSeq and is a predicted model, not a curated record. The coding region runs from base 1 to 1437 and encodes 478 amino acids. Gene Ontology annotation, biological process: protein phosphorylation.